AUGCGCUGUCUUGUAAGCCUAGCUCUGGCCCUACUGGCCCUGGAGGCUGCCCUGGCUCUGGCCCCAGCCCCGGCCCUCACCUUGCCAGCGCAGGCUGUGUGCCCGGAGCUCAGCUCCUCCGAGGAGGACGCCUGUGUGGUCUCCUGCAACUCAGACGAGAACUGCCCCCAAGGCACCAAAUGCUGCCCCAGAAGCCCCUGCGGCCGCUCCUGCGUGGUCCCCCUCAUCGCGCCUGUGCAGAAGGCCGGCCGCUGCCCCUUGGUGCGGGCCCCGCUGAUGCCGGCACCCUGCUUGGAGAGCAGUGAGUGCUCCCGGGACGACCACUGUGCCGGUGACAGAAAGUGCUGCCUGAGCACCUGUGCCAUGAGGUGUCUCUCACCGGAGGCAGGUGAGCGCCCCACGCCCUCCCGGGACCGCACCACGGUCACGGCCACAGCCCCAGCCACCGUGGCAGAAGAAGGCCUAGGCUCAGUCUAG
Molecule: messenger RNA, 477 nt
Organism: Neogale vison (American mink)
Lineage: Eukaryota; Metazoa; Chordata; Mammalia; Carnivora; Mustelidae
Product: whey acidic protein-like
Exons: 3
Coding region: 1-477 (158 amino acids)
Cellular component (GO): extracellular region
Molecular function (GO): peptidase inhibitor activity
Source: RefSeq, a predicted model, not a curated record